Molecule: messenger RNA, 804 nt
Organism: Plasmopara halstedii
Lineage: Eukaryota; Oomycota; Peronosporomycetes; Peronosporales; Peronosporaceae
Product: FOG: Transposon-encoded proteins with TYA, reverse transcriptase, integrase domains in various combinations
Exons: 1
Coding region: 1-804 (267 amino acids)
Molecular function (GO): nucleic acid binding; zinc ion binding
Source: RefSeq, a predicted model, not a curated record
AUGCACGCUGCCAUCGACGACGUUAAUCAGCAACAAGCGCAUGCGGCGAUUGUGCUCAACCUGGCCGACAAACAGCUUCAGCACGUAAUCAGCGCCGGCAGCGCAGCUGAAGUGUGGAUGAUGCUACGACGCAUUCAUGAAGGCCAAGAUGUGGCGAAUCGCCUGUGGCUCAGAGAAAAAUAUGCCACGUUUACUUAUGGUGGUGACUCGAUGGAGGUGCACGUCGGUAACCUCGAGGCCUUGCUGAUACACCUGGACAGCGCGGGGUGCGCUGUCGCCCAAGAACAUUUUUGUGCUGCAUUGCUGCGCAGUCUACCAAGUUCGUACGACGGUCUUAUGGAGGCGUACCGUAUGUCGGCGGACAAGUUCAUUUUUCCAGACAUCGUUAAUCGAGUGUUCGCGGAGGAAGCGCGUCAACACGAGCUGGGCAUCAAGGAGGAGCGCACUGCGAUACUGGCCGGCCUUGCCAAGAAAAAAAACAAAGUAAAGAAAAAAGGCGUGUGCUGGAGAUGUGGUAGUGUCGGACACUACCAGCGCAAUUGUCGAAAAGGCUUCAAACAAAAGACGAGUCCCAUAUUGCGUUCUGUGCGCUGGUUAGUGAGAGCGGCUUUGAUGGGACUUGAACCCAAGCAACUUGCGCUGACACGGGAUCCACAACCCACUGCGCCAACAUGGCAACAAACAAUUCCAGCCCAAACGUUACAGUUACAAAUUGGGUUUUGGAUAGCGGAGCAUCCACCCAUAUGUGCGGUGCACGCGAUAUGUUUGUCGACUUUGAACAUCGUAGUGCGCCAAUGUACAUAA